Gorilla gorilla gorilla (western lowland gorilla) is the source of this 3137-nucleotide messenger RNA. It is a transcript of the gene MAPK8IP1, whose product is annotated as mitogen-activated protein kinase 8 interacting protein 1. The coding region runs from base 302 to 2407 and encodes 701 amino acids. The record is from RefSeq and is a predicted model, not a curated record. Gene Ontology annotation, molecular function: JUN kinase binding; MAP kinase scaffold activity. Gene Ontology annotation, biological process: regulation of JNK cascade; JNK cascade. Gene Ontology annotation, cellular component: cytoplasm. The transcript is spliced from 12 exons. Lineage: Eukaryota; Metazoa; Chordata; Mammalia; Primates; Hominidae.
GCGGCCACAGCGGCAGCAGCGCAAGGGCCAGGCCAGCCGGGAGGAAGGUGCCUGCAGCUGAGGGCUGCGCUGGGAAGAGCUGGGGCUGGGACCCGGGUCGGCAGCUGCAGCCUCCUCUCCCGGCCUAUCUAUUUUUAAUGAGCUCCCCAGGCUUCUGCAGCAGGCAGGACGCAGAAAGACAGGCCCAAGCAGUGGAGGCCAGAGGCCCCCAGCCCUGCCUUGAGCCCUGGCCCCCCCACCCUUCCGGGCAUGAGAGGGCAGCCCUGGGGCCCCGCAGCCCCCCGGCCGGGCAGGGCUCUCCAUGCAGCUGGUGCUGAAGAUGGAUUCGAGCCCAGACAAUGACAGCUGGUUGGAGGAUCAAUGGGAGCGCUGGCUCACCCAUGACAUCAGCCUGGAGGAGUUUGAGGAUGAAGACCUCUCAGAGAUCACUGAUGAGUGUGGCAUCAGCUUACAGUGCAAAGACACCCUGUCCUUACGGCCCCCGCGCGCCGGGCUGCUCUCUGCGGGCGGCGGCGGCGCGGGGAGCCGGUUGCAGGCGGAGAUGCUGCAGAUGGACCUGAUCGACGCGACGGGGGACACUCCCGGGGCCGAGGACGACGAGGAGGACGACGACGAGGAGCGCGCGGCCCGGCGGCCGGGAGCGGGGCCGCCCAAGGCCGAGUCCGGCCAGGAGCCGGCGUCCCGCGGCCAGGGCCAGAGCCAAGGCCAGAGCCAGGGCCCGGGCAGCGGGGACACUUACCGGCCCAAGCGGCCCACCACGCUCAACCUCUUUCCGCAGGUGCCGCGGUCUCAGGACACACUGAAUAAUAAUUCUCUGGGCAAAAAGCACAGUUGGCAGGAUCGGGUGUCUCGAUCAUCCUCACCCCUGAAGACAGGGGAGCAGACACCACCGCAUGAACACAUCUGCCUGAGCGAUGAGCUGCCCCCCCAGAGCAGCCCCGCCCCCACCACAGAUCGAGGCACCUCCACCGACAGCCCUUGCCGCCGCAGCACAGCCACCCAGAUGGCACCUCCGGGUGGUGCCCCUGCUGCCCCGCCUGGGGGUCGGGGCCACUCGCAUCGAGACCGAAUCCACUACCAGGCCGAUGUGCGACUAGAGGCCACUGAGGAGAUCUACCUGACCCCAGUGCAGAGGCCCCCAGACCCUGCAGAGCCCACCUCCGCCUUCCUGCCGCCCACUGAGAGCCGGAUGUCGGUCAGCUCCGAUCCAGACCCUGCCGCCUACCCCUCCACGGCAGGGCGGCCGCACCCCUCCAUCAGUGAAGAGGAGGAGGGCUUCAACUGCCUGUCGUCCCCAGAGCGGGCUGAGCCCCCAGGCGGAGGGUGGCGGGGGAGCCUGGGGGAGCCGCCGCCACCUCCACGGGCCUCUCUGAGCUCGGACACCAGCGCCCUGUCCUACGACUCUGUCAAGUACACGCUGGUGGUAGAUGAGCAUGCACAGCUGGAGCUGGUGAGCCUGCGGCCGUGCUUCGGAGACUACAGUGACGAGAGUGACUCUGCCACCGUCUACGACAACUGUGCCUCCGUCUCCUCGCCCUAUGAGUCGGCCAUCGGAGAGGAAUAUGAGGAGGCCCCCCGGCCCCAGCCCCCUGCCUGCCUCUCCGAGGACUCCACGCCUGACGAACCCGACGUCCAUUUCUCCAAGAAGUUCUUGAACGUCUUCAUGAGUGGCCGCUCCCGCUCCUCCAGUGCCGAGUCCUUCGGGCUGUUCUCCUGCAUCAUCAAUGGGGAGGAGCAGGAGCAGACCCACCGGGCCAUAUUCAGGUUUGUGCCUCGACACGAAGACGAACUUGAGCUGGAAGUGGAUGACCCUCUGCUAGUGGAGCUCCAGGCUGAAGACUACUGGUACGAGGCCUACAACAUGCGCACUGGUGCCCGGGGCGUCUUUCCUGCCUAUUACGCCAUCGAGGUCACCAAGGAGCCCGAGCACAUGGCAGCCCUGGCCAAAAACAGUGACUGGGUGGACCAGUUCCGGGUGAAGUUCCUGGGCUCAGUCCAGGUUCCCUAUCACAAGGGCAAUGACGUCCUCUGUGCUGCUAUGCAAAAGAUUGCCACCACCCGCCGGCUCACCGUGCACUUUAACCCGCCCUCCAGCUGUGUCCUGGAGAUCAGCGUGCGGGGUGUGAAGAUAGGCGUCAAGGCCGAUGACUCCCAGGAGGCCAAGGGGAAUAAAUGUAGCCACUUUUUCCAGUUAAAAAACAUCUCUUUCUGCGGAUAUCAUCCAAAGAACAACAAGUACUUUGGGUUCAUCACCAAGCACCCCGCCGACCACCGGUUUGCCUGCCACGUCUUUGUGUCUGAAGACUCCACCAAAGCCCUGGCAGAGUCCGUGGGGAGAGCAUUCCAGCAGUUCUACAAGCAGUUUGUGGAGUACACCUGCCCCACAGAAGAUAUCUACCUGGAGUAGCUGUGCAGCCCCGCCCUCUGCGUCCCCCAGCCCUCAGGCCAGUGCCAGGACAGCUGGCUGCUGACAGGAUGUGGCACUGCUUGAGGAGGGGCACCUGCCAGCGCCAGAGGACAAGGAAGUGGGGGCCGCUGGCCCAGGGUAGGGGAGGGUGGGGCAAUGGGGAGAGGCAAAUGCAGUUUAUUGUAAUAUAUGGGAUUAGAUUCAUCUAUGGAGGGCAGAGUGGGCUGCCUGGGGAUUGGGAGGGACAGGGCUUGGGGAGCAGGUCUCUGGCAGAGAAGGAUGUCCGUUCCAGGAGCACACGGUCCUGCCCCAUCCUGGGCCUUACCUCCCCUGCCAGGGCUCGGGCGCUGUGGCUCCUGCCUUGAUGAAGCCCGUGUCCUGCCUUGAUGAAGCCUGUGCCACCUGCAAGUGCCCGCCCUGCCCCUGCCCCAACCCCCACCGAAGAGCCCUGAGCUCAGGCUGAGCCCAGCCACCUCCCAAGGACUUUCCAGUGAGGAAAUGGCAACACGUGGAGGUGAAGUCCCUGUUCUCAGCUCCGUCAUCUGCGGGGCUUCUGGGUGGCUCCUGCCACUGACCUCACCGGCAUGUGGCCUGUGGCAGGCCUAGGACCUCAGGCGGGGAGGAGGCCCUGUCCCAGCAGAAGAGGGAGGCUUCCUGACUGACACAGGCCAGCCCCAUCUUGGUCCUGUCACCCUGGCCCCAACUAUUAAAGUGCCAUUUCCUGUCUGGA